AUGAGUAAAGACAAGGAGAGGGACACGGGAAGUCCGCAGCAGAAUAUACACAAAAACCAGUACAAUCAGCUGGGCAGAAACAGUGCACAGCUCUCGCCUCAGGUAUCUAAUACCACAGCUUCUGGCGGUAAUGUUGGUCAAUUCCCUGCACAACCAUUAAUCCAAGGUCAAUAUGAUAAUAGAUCACAAGCAUCAUCUCAGAAUAAUACACUGAAGGCCAAUCAAAACCCUAAUAAGAAGAAGAAAAGACCUCAACUGCAAAAAAAUCCAUCCUUAAGUUUCCAACAAGUACCUUCACCAAAAUAUGUCUAUAGUGUGGAUGAUGAUUUGGAUGAAAUUGAGCAGGAUAUUGAGCGAGAAUAUCUAGAAGGUUAUAAUGAUGCAUUGAGACAUAGAUAUAGGAAAUCAACUAAAAAUUUGAAAGAACAACCAAAAGAAGUUCAAAAUUUAGUCCAUGAUGUUACUUCGAAUCUUAUCAAUGCUGAUUCUACAUUAAAAAAAUUAGAACAAAAACAAGCAGAUUAUCAUAUUCAAGGUCAAUUACCUUCUGAUCAACAACAACAGGGUGAAGAAGAUCGUCAAUCAAAUCAUACAUUUGAAGAUGCUGAGCGUGGUAGUCAUCAUUAUCAACAACAUCUACAUCCAUUUAAUCAACAAUCAAGACAACCUUCUUUAUCAAGAACAGUAUCUCAAUUAUCACAUAAUCAAACACAAUCUCAACAAAAAUUGUAUUAUCGUAAACAAGAUGAUCAAACACGUCAAGAUAAUGACCAGGAUAAUGAAGAUCAAGAUCAAGAUUAUGGUCAAGAUGAUGUUGAUGAUUAUCAUGAUGGAAAUAAUGACAAUAACAAUGAUGAUAAUGACGAUAAUCAUUCAACUACAUCUGAAGAAGAUUUCACUUUAAGAAAUAGACAAGAUGCCAUUAAUGUUACACAUCCAUUUGGUAUCAGAAUCUGGAAGCCUGCCUUAUAUAAAAAAGAUCGUUCUGUUCAAAGAGAAGCUGAUCAGGAUAUUCAUGAAACUGAUGAUGAUAAACAGAAAAAAAUUAGUUAUGGUAUACAUUUAGCAAAUUUAUUAUGGUCAAUUUCAUUUGGUUUAUUAUUUUUUAUACUUUGUACCAUUGGUUCAAUUUUCUUAUUAAUUUUUGGUUAUUCAUCUGUUAAUUAUGCAAAAGUUUUCUUUAAUUUAGGUAUAUAUUUCUUAUGGCCAUUUGGUAAAGUUAUUUAUUUACAAAAAGAUGAAAAUUAUUUAAAUGAAGAUAUAAAUGAAGGUAGUACUUUUAUUGAAUAUGAAAGAUGGAGAACUGAAGAACAAAAUAAAUUAUUUUUCAGUGCAAGUCAAAUAAAUUUACCAACCACUGAUACACAUGUGACUGGUACAAGUUCUGCUAUUCAACAACCACCAUCCCAACACCAGCAGCAACAACAACAACAACCAAGUCAAUUGAAUCCUCAACAACAAAAAAAUCUGUUACCAUUACCUUCAAUUGAAGAAACUGUUGAUGAUGAUAAUGAUAAUAAGAAAAAAAGAUUAUUUGGUAGAGGUGAUUGGAGUUUAGGAAGAAUAUUAUUUUAUUUAUAUUUUUAUUUAAUUUUACAACCAAUUUUCCUUAUUGUUUGGUUAUUAUGUUGGUUAUUAGUUUUCACAAUUCCAAUGGCUAAGAUCAUUUCAAAUUUAACAGAUCAUUUAAGAAGACAUCCUUUAGCUAUUUUUUUCAAAUUUGAUUCAUCAAAACCUUUACCAUCUGAUAAAAGAAAAAAUUCAAAUAUUUUGGUUUGUACUUAUAGAGCUGCAGGAUUCCAUUAUUAUAAAUAUACAGUGGAAGGUACAAAUAUUUUUUUCAUAAAUUUAAUGUUUAUUGUCAUUUUCACAAUUGUGGAUUUUUUCAUUAUAAAAGAUUUUUUUGGUGUUGAGAAAUUCUUCACAAAUGAAUCAGUUAUCUUUGCAUUAUGUCUUUUAUCAAUUAUCCCAUUAGCUUAUUUCAUUGGUCAAGCAGUUGCAUCUAUUAGUGCACAAUCUUCAAUGGGUGUUGGUGCUGUGAUUAAUGCUUUUUUUUCAACAAUCGUGGAAAUUUUCUUAUAUUGUGUUGCAUUAAAUCAACAUAAAGGUUCACUUGUGGAAGGUUCAAUGAUUGGAUCUAUUUUAGGUGCAGUUCUUUUAUUACCAGGAUUAUCAAUGUGUGCAGGUGCUUUCAUUCGUAAAACUCAAAGAUAUAAUCCAGCAAGUGCAGGAGUUUCUUCAACAAUGUUAUUAUUUUCUAUAAGUGUUAUGUUUGCACCAACUAUUUUCCAUCAAAUUUAUGGUUCAUAUGAAAUUAGUUGUGUACCUUGUUUACCAGGUAUGUUGGGAGCAAAUUAUAAUAAUGGAGGUCAAAAAACUUGUCAAAAAUGUCAUUUUUUCCAACCUCCACUGAAAGUUGAUUAUUUAUUUAAAGAAGUUUUAAGGCCUUUUUCAAUUAUUUGUGCAUUAUUAUUAUUUUUAGCUUAUACAAUUGGUCUUUGGUUUACAUUAAGAACUCAUGCUGCAUUAAUCUGGCAAACUCCAAUAACAGAAAAUAAACAACAACAACAACAACAAAAAGCUAUCAAUCCAUCACCAUCAAAUGAAAACAUUAAUGAAGUUCAACAAUCACAAGUUAUUGAAUCUGGUGGUCAUGAUGCACCAAAUUGGUCAAGACAAAAAUCUACAAUUGUUUUAUUAGGUGCUACAUUAUUAUAUGCAAUUAUUGCAGAAAUUUUAGUUGAUUGUGUUGAUUCAGUUUUGAAAAAUUUCCCAAUUAAUCCAAAAUUCUUGGGUAUAACUAUAUUUGCAUUAGUUCCAAAUACAACUGAAUUUUUAAAUGCCAUUUCAUUUGCAACACAUGGUAAUGUUGCUUUAUCAAUGGAAAUUGGUUCAGCUUAUGCACUUCAAGUUUGUUUAAUUCAAAUUCCAUCAUUAGUUUUAUAUUCGAUUUUUUUCAUUGGUGAUAAAGAAUCUUUGGUUAAUGUUAAAGAUUCAAUGUUUACUUUGAUUUUCCCAAAAUGGGAUUUAGUUGCUUCUAUAAUUUCAGUUGUUUUAUUUACUUAUAUUUAUGCAAAAGGUAAAUCAAAUUAUUUUAAAGGAAGUAUACUAAUUUUGAUUUAUAUUAUUGUUAUUAUUGGAUUUUAUUUCACUGGGAAAAUUGAUUCAAGUGAUCUAUUCUUUGCAUCAAGUUUCAUAAUGACUUGA
Messenger RNA from Hansenula ciferrii, 3207 nucleotides. It is a transcript of the gene VNX1, whose product is annotated as calcium/hydrogen antiporter. The transcript has a single exon. The coding region runs from base 1 to 3207 and encodes 1068 amino acids. Lineage: Eukaryota; Fungi; Ascomycota; Saccharomycetes; Phaffomycetales; Wickerhamomycetaceae. Gene Ontology annotation, cellular component: endomembrane system; membrane. Gene Ontology annotation, biological process: calcium ion transmembrane transport; intracellular calcium ion homeostasis. The record is from RefSeq and is a predicted model, not a curated record. Gene Ontology annotation, molecular function: calcium:proton antiporter activity.